AUGUAUCCAAUCUUGCUACUGCCAUCUCUUAAAAUUUUUGCUGUUUGGGAUUUACACGGUGGACUCUUGUUUGGGGCCUUUUUAAAUUCGCUUGGAUCGUUUGUACGUUUUUUGGGAUCAUUUGGACCUCGUGGAUUUUGGGUGUUGUUUUUAGGCCAGACUAUAGCAGCCUCAGGACAAGUAUUUAUAUUGGGUUUACCGCCAAAAUUGGCUAUAACAUGGUUUGAUCAUGGUGAACAAAAUUUGGCUGCUUCUAUUGGAAUUAUGGCAAAUAAUGCAGGAGUGGCUGCUGGGUAA
Entrophospora sp. SA101 is the source of this 297-nucleotide messenger RNA. Lineage: Eukaryota; Fungi; Glomeromycota; Glomeromycetes; Entrophosporales; Entrophosporaceae. The record is from the annotation of a GenBank genome assembly.